AUGGUGAACCGAUUCAUCCUUUCCGCGUUCUUCUUACUCAUAUUGGGAGUUGCCUCAGUGUCGGCGAUCGACAAAUAUGACAAUGGCACCUAUAUUAUCACUGCUCCAGCCAUAAUACGCCCUGGUCUUCCGACCAUGAUCAACGAUGAUAAAGCGGAAAAAAGCUUUGAGAUUAAAGAAUAUGUGCUUCCAAGAUUUAAUACGAAGGUUACGUUGCCAUCGUUUGGUUUGAAUACCGAUGACAAGCUUACGAUAUCCAUCUCAGCAAAAUAUACCUAUGGUAUGCCGGUCAAAGGUGUAGCAUAUAUUAAGUUGAACCCAAAAUACUGGUAUUCUAGAGGCUCAAAAAUUCCUGAAAUUAGAAAGGAAGAAAAGAUCGAUGGGUAUUUAAACAUAUCAGUUCCAACAUCCGAUAUUAAAUGGCAUUUAAACAAAAAUAAAGAACUAAAUUACUUCAAUUUACUGGUCAACGUCAUCGUUAUGGAAAAGUUAACGAGUAUCAAGGAAAAUGGAACCUCCAGCAUGACUUAUUAUUCACGGCCUUAUCGUGUUAAUGUCGUGUCAUCAACGUCUGCCUUUAGACCAGGAAUGCCUUAUCAUGCUAUGGUAAAACAUCGUUAA
Messenger RNA from Trichoplax adhaerens, 621 nucleotides. RefSeq lists its product as uncharacterized. The transcript is spliced from 6 exons. NCBI's taxonomy places the organism in Eukaryota, Metazoa, Placozoa, Uniplacotomia, Trichoplacea, Trichoplacidae. Bases 1 to 621 code for a protein of 206 amino acids. The record is from RefSeq and is a predicted model, not a curated record.